AUGGACGACGUUCUAUGCGGAUCGCUUGCUGGAGCAGCGGGUAAAACGAUAGAGUAUCCUUUUGAUACGACCAAAGUUCGUCUGCAGACCCAAAACCCGGCCAGCCCUAUCUAUUCAGGACCCAUCGACUGUAUUCGGACAACCAUACACAACGAAGGAGUCAGGGGCCUGUAUCGGGGCAUAGCUCUGCCUAUGGCAGGGGCGGCGGCGGAAAAUGCCACUCUGUUUUUCACGUUUUCCGUUUUCGAAAAAAUGACCGCUCCCCUAGGUCUCUCGGAAACCCCACAGGCACUCCUCUGCGGGUGUAUGGGCGGGUUGGUGGCUUCGGUGGUCUUGACUCCGAUCGAGCUGCUCAAAUGCAACACACAGGUGUCGGCAAUUGCCGGAAUCCGCCAUAAAACCAACAUGGAGCAGAUCAAAACCAUCGUUUCCCACGACGGGAUCCGCGGGCUAUGGAAGGGCCAGGCCGGCACUGCAAUUCGAGAGGCCGGCGGCUCGGCAGCAUGGUUCGGCAGUUAUAGAGCCGUGAUCCAGCUGCUCACUGGCGACAGAAACAGCCAGGACCACAGCCCCAAGGCAUGGCACUCGAUGCUCGCUGGCUCCGUGGCAGGCAUGGCCUACAAUUUUUCAUUGUUCCCCGCGGACACUGUAAAGUCGCAAAUGCAAACGCAACGACUCAUGGGUCGACCCGAUCACGGAUUUGUCCGCACCUUCUUCGAGCUGACUUCUCGAGGCGGUCUCAAACCUCUGUACCAGGGCUGCGGGCUCACAUGCGCUCGCGCAGCUCCAUCCAGCGCCAUUAUCUUCCUGGUUUACGAACAACUAAAAAAAGUCAUCAAGUUUGACUAG
This is a messenger RNA of Wickerhamiella sorbophila, 849 nucleotides long. RefSeq names its product Amino-acid transporter arg-13. Lineage: Eukaryota; Fungi; Ascomycota; Dipodascomycetes; Dipodascales; Trichomonascaceae. The record is from RefSeq and is a predicted model, not a curated record. Gene Ontology annotation, biological process: mitochondrial L-ornithine transmembrane transport. Gene Ontology annotation, molecular function: L-ornithine transmembrane transporter activity. The transcript has a single exon. Bases 1 to 849 code for a protein of 282 amino acids.